UUCCCAGAAUCUUCAUUGGUGUCUGUGGAAUGGACAGAAGGGAGAAGUAUAAAGAGUUGAUAAAUAUCUCCAAGGAGCAAAUUUCUGGAAAGAGUCUCUGCUGAGGACAUACCAGGGGGAAGAGAAGAAAGAAGGAAGGAAUACUUAUUGAGGCACUGAGGACUGGUCUGAGAAAGAGAAGUAGAACCUCAGUACUACAAGAUAUUGUUUAGUGCCAUAUACCAAUCUCAGAUGUCCAAGAUGAAGAAGAUCAGCAAAGACAGAAGUGAAAAUAUUCAAGCAAGCCUCAGCCAAGCUGACAGUGACAAUGAAUUGUGCAGACUCCCCAACAAGAAGGAUUUGCCUCAGAUGUCUCAGGAGUCUUGUGCUGAUGGGAAAUCUCCUGCUCUCAGAAAACGAAAGUCUCAAAAUACAAAUACAAAGGAUAUCAGAUUAUCAUUUGACUGCAGAGAGUGUGGACAAAGCUUCAGGAAGAAGUCUAAACUCAAAACCCAUUUUCUGUGCCACACAGGUGAGAAGCCAUGUGUCUGUGUUCAUUGUGGGAAACGUUUCGCAGAUAAGUAUAAGCUCAGUCUUCAUCUAAGGAUUCACACAGGAGAGAAUCUUUCUGUCUGUCCUCAUUGUGGGAAAAGCUACCGAGAUAAGACUAAACUCACCGUUCAUCUGAGGAUUCACACAGGAGAAACCCCGUUUGUGUGCCCUGAGUGUGGGAAAGGCUUCAGGGAUGGAAGUUUUCUCAAAUCUCACCUUUCAAUCCACACGGGAGAGAAACCUUUUGUCUGCACUGAGUGUGGGAAAAGCUUCAGGAAAAAGUGUGAACUCAAAUCUCACCUUCAAGUUCACACAGGAGUGAAACAAUUUGUUUGCACAGAAUGUGGGAAAAGUUUUAGGGACAGAAGUGAACUGAACAUUCACAUUAACGUACAUACAGGAAAGACUUUCCCUUGUACGGAGUGCGGCAAAUCCUUUGCAGCAAAGAAGAAUCUGAAAAGACACCAAAUGAUCCACACUGGGGAGAAGCCACACGAGUGCACAGAAUGUGGGAAACAAUUCCUGGAAAAAAGUAAACUGAAGAGACAUCAUCUAAGUCAUACUGGAGUAAAACCAUUCAGCUGCUUUGAGUGUGGAGAACAGUUCACAUGGAAACACCUGCUCCAGAAUCACCAACUGAGUCACACUGGGGAGAGACCAUUUGUCUGUAGUGAGUGUGGGAAGAGCUACAAGACCAAGGCUUCACUUGCUCUGCACUGUCAUAUUCACACAGGGGAGAAACCAUUUGUAUGCCCUGAGUGUGGGAAAGGCUUUAGGGAUCCGACUAGUCUCAACAGUCAUGUUCGGAGGCACACAGGAGAAAAACCUUUUGCGUGUGCUGAGUGUGGGAAAACUUACACGGACUCCAGUACAUUGAAGAACCACCUUAAGCUUCACAUUAAAGGAAAAUAUUUUGCUCAUUCUGAAUGUGGGGAAAGCUGAAAAUCUGAGACACACCUCCAUGUUCAUCUUGAGAAAGUUCAUCUUAAGUUUUUAUUUAGUGUUUUGGAACCAUCAUGAUUUACGACUAUCAGAUUCACUGAGAUGAAACAACUUUUCUAUGGACCAGAUCAUGGCUCGUCUUGGGGUGAAGUUUAGAGUAAAUGUUUCAUGGAUUCACCAGGUGCUUUCCAAAAAUGUUUUUGUAUGGGACUUAUAUUUUCUGUAAACUUUUCAUAUAUUCUAGGGGAGGGUGGAGCACAAAUUUAUUCACACAAUGGGGCUAUCACUGUAAACUUAAGCAAAGGUUCAGACUUGUGCAUGAGGGUCAGGAGGGAAAUCUGGGAUGUGCCUUGAGUAACCAAAAAAGAAAAAUGUGUGGUGCCUCCUCCCAGUAAUGUGCAGGUGACUCCUGAGAAGGGAUUGAGUUACACACCUUUCCAAAAUAUUCUGUGUGUCACGCUGAACUGCACAAAAUAAACCAUUCCUUUUGAUUG
Messenger RNA from Xenopus laevis (African clawed frog), 1967 nucleotides. RefSeq lists its product as uncharacterized. Lineage: Eukaryota; Metazoa; Chordata; Amphibia; Anura; Pipidae. Gene Ontology annotation, molecular function: DNA-binding transcription factor activity, RNA polymerase II-specific; RNA polymerase II cis-regulatory region sequence-specific DNA binding; identical protein binding. Bases 232 to 1473 code for a protein of 413 amino acids. The record is from RefSeq and is a predicted model, not a curated record. The transcript is spliced from 2 exons. Gene Ontology annotation, biological process: regulation of transcription by RNA polymerase II. Gene Ontology annotation, cellular component: nucleus.